AUGGCCCCUAAUGAUCGUGUUUGCAGCAAUUUAUUGGGUGGCCAUGGUCUCCUCGUCCUCGCACUCGCAUUCGCACUCGUCGUUGCCAUUGUCGUUGGUCGCUGCUGCACUGGUGCAUCCCUUCCAAUGGAAGCAGCAACAGGCCUUCCAUUUCCUGGCCCUCUGGUAGAUGGUGAAGGCACCAUUCAGUUCUUUGAUAUUGACAGUCCUCGAAUGACCAAAACGGAGCUCGUUGGCUUAUGUCGUGGAUUUGGGCUGCCGAAGGGUGGGAAAAAGGAUGAACUGAAGGCUCGACUUCGAGCCUUUAGUGAAAACCGGGAGGAAUGGAUAAAACUGCAGCUCCCAGCACGGCGCAUGCAUCGCGGUCCCAAAGAGGGGAAAAUCGCAAAAGCAAAAUCAGUAAAACAAUCGGCUCGCCGUGCAGGCGCGGUUUUUGCAUCAACAGCCCCACCACUUCCACACCGACCUCUUCCUAUUCCGUCGCAGAUCGCAACAGUGCCAGCUACGCCCGGUCAAUGUGAAGACAUUUUGGAAUGGGCGCGAAAAACAUCACUUUCGCAUCCGUAUGUCAGCCGAGAGCAGCGAGAGGAGUUUGUGGCAUGUAAGCUGAGUGAGAUUCGGCAUAGUCGUGAGAUCUCUUCUGUACAAACUCAGGACAUUGCAGCGGCUGUACCGCUUGUCCUCUCACUUAUGGCUCAAGCCCAGAGUGCUGCUGCACCCGUUUCUCUACCUGCUGCUGCACCCGUUUCUCUACCUGCUGCACCUGUUUCUCUAUUACCUGCACCCGCUCCGAGUCCUUGUUUGUCUGUGCCCGGCUCAUCAUCUACUGAGCCUGUUUCUCCAUCAUGGUCAAAUUUUCCCACACGUACCCUCACACUUGGUACCGGAGUUGAGCUUUACCUAAAUCGGAUGUGGGAUGAUACAUCUCCGUUUUGGGACAACAAUUCGGCACUAGUCAUCAAGGGCCACCCAAUCCCUAUUGUAUAUUGGAAGCAGGUAUAUGCUCGCUCAAAAACUGGCUCUUGGAUGCCUGGGCAGUGGAAGCUUAUCAAAGGACACUGGUGUCAAUGGAAGGCAAUUGUGUAUCGAUGGCGCCAAACAACUGAAGAUCAGUUCUGGCAAGAGUUUUCCGAUUCGACCGGCGAACGGCUUUCUUACAGAGCUAUUGUGGAUAAGUUGACUAUGGUAAAAAAAGAAAUGGAUGCGAAAAUUGCUGGCUUAGCGCGACAGGAGUUUGGUGAUCGUUUUAACUCAGUUUUUACUUACAAAAAGUGUGGUAAGCAGUAUGUAAUGAGGAGUGACCAUUCUAUUGCUAGUAGGUAUAUAGAAGAGAUCACCGCUCAGGGAAGAUCUCUUGAUUUUGCAAUUAGUGUAGAUAAUGAUUGUAGUGAUAUGGAUUUAGAUGAUGACUAG
This is a messenger RNA of Psilocybe cubensis, 1413 nucleotides long. RefSeq lists its product as uncharacterized. Lineage: Eukaryota; Fungi; Basidiomycota; Agaricomycetes; Agaricales; Agrocybaceae. The coding region runs from base 1 to 1413 and encodes 470 amino acids. The transcript is spliced from 7 exons. The record is from RefSeq and is a predicted model, not a curated record.